AUGUCUCUUGUCGAAACGAAAUUCCUCAUCAUAUCAGACUCUCAUGGACAACCGCUGACUUCACAUCCUAUCACAGAAGCGGUCGAUGUCGCUAUCCAUUGCGGUGAUCUCACCGACGAGUCAAAGAUCGAAGAGUUCAAACGGACUCUGCAAUAUCUCAGAGAACUCAAGGCAGAUUUGAAGCUGGUUAUUGCCGGAAACCAUGACUUUACCUUGGAUGUCCCGGCAUUUCAAAAAUUGAUACAAAAUGCGAUCCCGCCUUUAGAAGAAGAACUUGUGCAAAAAACAUACGGCGGGUAUGAAGAGGCGAGGCACUUGAUGGAGAGUGCAAAAUCAGAUAACAUUAUCUUCUUGGAGGAGGGCACACAUACUUUUAAUCUUCGCAAUGGCGCAUCAUUGCGAGUCUAUGCCAGCCCCUUUACCCCGUCGACAAGCGGUGAUUGGGGGUUUCAGUAUCACCCCAGUCAAGGUCGGUCUUUCGACAUACCGGAAAACGUCGAUGUGGUCAUCACUCAUGGACCGCCACUCGGGGUCCUCGACUACACAAACUCCCGCCAGAGAGCAGGCUGUCCGAAUCUGUUCCAGGAUAUUGCUCGUACAAAGCCGCGUCUACAUUGCUUUGGCCAUAUCCAUGAAGCAUGGGGCGCAAAGCUGGUGACUUGGAGGGAAACACUCAGUCAGACACCAUCCCACUUUACAGAUAUUGAUAAUUCGAAGUCAACCGUUUUAGGGAAUGUGUCGCAGCUGAACAGUGCGCGUCAAAAUGGUGACGUGGCUUGUUACUCGGCAGGUUGCAGUAUACAGACACCAGAUCAACAGACAUUGUUUGUCAACGCUGCACUUCAAGGUAUUUCUGGGACGAAUCAAGUGCCUUGGGUGAUUGGGGUUCCACUUCCAAAAAAUUUAAGGGUUUAG
Molecule: messenger RNA, 915 nt
Organism: Talaromyces rugulosus
Lineage: Eukaryota; Fungi; Ascomycota; Eurotiomycetes; Eurotiales; Trichocomaceae
Exons: 1
Coding region: 1-915 (304 amino acids)
Molecular function (GO): hydrolase activity
Source: RefSeq, a predicted model, not a curated record